This is a messenger RNA of Sorghum bicolor (sorghum), 1340 nucleotides long. RefSeq names its product serine racemase. Gene Ontology annotation, biological process: pyruvate biosynthetic process; L-serine metabolic process; D-serine biosynthetic process. The coding region runs from base 174 to 1190 and encodes 338 amino acids. Gene Ontology annotation, molecular function: serine racemase activity; L-serine ammonia-lyase activity; threonine racemase activity. The record is from RefSeq and is a predicted model, not a curated record. NCBI's taxonomy places the organism in Eukaryota, Viridiplantae, Streptophyta, Magnoliopsida, Poales, Poaceae. The transcript has 7 exons.
CGGAGUGCUCUACAUUAUUGUCCAUUUCUCUUUGCAGUCGUCGUCCUCGUUCUCCUUUCUCCUAGUCCUUGGCGCGUUGUGGCGAACUGGAGAGGUGAGGUCUACAAUCAUCCGGCGACCCGGACCUCGAUUGGUGCCUUCUGCUGUUGAACUGAUUAUCUGUACUAGGCCUGAUGGGAAGCAGAGAUGGCACCGGUGACAGCACGGGACGCCAGGGCUAUGCUGCCGACAUUGAUUCCAUCAGGGAGGCGCAGGCACGCAUUGCGCCGUACGUUCACAGGACGCCCGUUCUGUCGUCGGCGUCCAUCGAUGCCAUGGUGGGGAAGCAGCUCUUCUUCAAGUGCGAGUGCUUCCAGAAAGCAGGGGCAUUCAAGAUCCGAGGUGCUUCGAAUUCGAUAUUCGCACUUGACGAUGAGCAGGCAUCAAAGGGCGUUGUGACACAUAGCAGUGGGAACCAUGCCGCCGCCGUGGCUUUGGCUGCAAAGCUGCGUGGCAUACCUGCACACAUUGUCAUACCAAGAAAUGCACCAGCGUGUAAGGUUGAAAAUGUUAAGCGGUAUGGUGGUCAUAUUAUCCGGAGCGAUGUCAGCAUUGAAUCGAGAGAAUCUGUUUGUAAAAGAGUCCAGGAGGAGACUGGUGCUGUUCUUAUCCAUCCCUUCAAUGAUAAAUACACUAUCAGUGGUCAGGGUACAGUAUCUCUUGAACUUUUGGAGCAAGUCCCUGAAAUUGACACAAUAAUUGUUCCUAUUAGUGGCGGUGGUUUAAUUUCUGGUGUGACCCUUGCUGCAAAGGCCAUAAACCCUUCGAUACGCAUUCUGGCAGCAGAACCAAAAGGUGCUGAUGAUUCUGCCCAGUCUAAGGCUGCUGGAAAGAUCAUCACAUUGCCUUCCACAAACACCAUUGCUGAUGGUCUACGAGCUUUUCUUGGUGACUUGACAUGGCCUGUGGUGCGUGACUUGGUGGACGAUGUUAUCGUUGUGGAUGACACAGCGAUUGUGGACGCCAUGAAAAUGUGCUACGAGAUCCUGAAGGUGGCUGUUGAGCCUAGUGGCGCAAUUGGCCUGGCCGCAGCACUGUCCGACGAGUUUAAGCAAAGCUCUGCUUGGCACGAGAGCAGCAAGAUAGGAAUAAUUGUUUCCGGAGGCAAUGUUGACCUCGGCACUCUUUGGGAGUCUCUGUACAAACAAUGAUUUGGAGUAGACUGAUGACAUUGUCCUUGAAUUUCAAAUGUGCUGGUUUUAGGCAAGACGUUUGUAAACUUGGAAUAGUUCAUUGCAAACAGGAUACUGUCUUGUACACUUCUUAUAUGUUUAUCAAUGGAUCAUUCAGUUGCAGUGACA